Cydia pomonella (codling moth) is the source of this 779-nucleotide messenger RNA. RefSeq names its product succinate dehydrogenase assembly factor 2-B, mitochondrial-like. Gene Ontology annotation, biological process: protein-FAD linkage; mitochondrial respiratory chain complex II assembly; tricarboxylic acid cycle. Lineage: Eukaryota; Metazoa; Arthropoda; Insecta; Lepidoptera; Tortricidae. The transcript has 3 exons. Gene Ontology annotation, cellular component: mitochondrion. The record is from RefSeq and is a predicted model, not a curated record. Bases 137 to 559 code for a protein of 140 amino acids.
ACGUGAGUUAUGUCACUGUCAACGAAAGCGUAUCGUAUAGUAUAAAAUAAAUAUCUAAAGAAAAAAAAACAAUAAUAUACAGAAAAAGUGCUGAAUUUUAUAUUAAAUUGUGUGACGAGAGAUUAUACAACGUAUUAUGAAUCACCUUCGAUCGACUGUGAAUGCUGUCAGGAGGAUGCCAUGCCUCGCAAUGUCGAGUGAUGCAGGGAAGACCAUGUACACAACUUAUAUGGAAAUCCCUGUUUAUGAUGUAAACAGACCACAGACUCUUGAAAAGCGUAAGGCAAGGCUCCACUACCAAUCGCGUAAACGAGGGAUGCUGGAAAACGACCUACUUCUCAGCACCUUCGCUAAGAAAUACCUCGAUGGAUUCAACGAGGAACAGACGCUCAUGUACGACCGGCUCAUCAACUCGCCCAGCAACGACUGGGACAUCUUCUAUUGGAUUGUGCAGAAAAAACCUACCCCCCAGGAGUUCAACAAUGAAAUCAUGGACCUUCUAAAGAAACAUGCUAGAAAUGAGGAGAAAGUUGCUCUUCGCCAACCAAAUCUGCAUUAGAAACGAAUUAGGAAUAUUUUUGCUGAAAUUAUAGUCAAAAUGCUUUUGGUACAUGCUAGUUACAAGAUCUUUUUUUAAUUUUUAAAAUAGUUACAAGACCUAGUUACCACAAAGUAUUAUGAUUAAUUAAUAGAGGUCAAGUUGCAAAGUUGUGUGUAAUUACUAUAAUACUUUAUAAUUAUAUAGUUUUCUUUUAAUACAUUUUAAAUAUAGAAGACAA